AACUAAUCUAAUCCUAAAACGGACCGGACGGUCAGCUCUUUAGGACUAUAUUGUGAGUGAGUGAUGUGAAUUGUGAAGUGACAGGAUUUUGAAAAAAACUAAUCAGAGCCAUGGAGGUAGAUGCAAACUCAAGCGGUUCCAGUGAUGAAAACUUCUCAAGCCCUACAUAUGACGAUUUCUACUUCUACAACUACAAAUGGGACAAUCUCUUCUGCGGCAAAAAAACUGAUCAGAACCGUAACAAGGACUACAUAAGCUACUACAAGAAAGAAGAUUAUGCCAACACAGUAGCUGCUUUGAAAAAAUGUGACUUGACAGGUGAUAAGCGACCUCUUGGUGGUUACAACUAUGAUGGAAAGAAGGUCGUGGAGGAAAACAAUGGAAGAAGAGUGCAAAUUGACUAUUAUAGUGGAGGCAACAGUGUAAUCAAUAGUAUAAGUAGUGCUAAGAAGACAGAUACUGUGGUGCAGUUGACUGGUAUCGAAGGGUAUGGGAAGAAACCUAUUAGUUUUUCGUCAGAACAAGUAGCCUGUAUUUGCGAGUCACUAGUUCAACGCAAAGCCCUAGAUCGCCUAUCAGCUUUCCUGUGGGCUCUCCCAGAUGAGGCCUUCGACGCCCUAAGAUCAAAUGAACCCUUCCUUAGAGCACGCGCCAGGGUCGCUUACCACAGAGAGUCCUUCCAGGAUCUUUACGCUAUAUUGGCAUCGCAUCCCUUUCAUCCUAGGUAUCACACGGAGCUUCAGAAGAUUUGGUUCAACGCGCAUUAUACAGAAGCGGAGAAAAUAAGAAACAGACCUUUGGGUGCCGUGGACAAAUACCGUCUCCGUAAAAAGUUCCCUUUGCCCAAAACAAUAUGGGAUGGGGAAGAAACAGUCUACUGCUUCAAAGAGAAAAGUCGUAAUGCCCUGAAAGAAUGUUAUGAGAGGAAUAAAUACCCCACACCUGACGAGAAGAAAGCCUUAGCAGCUAGGACGGACCUUACCCUUACACAAGUCUCCAAUUGGUUUAAAAAUAGGAGGCAGAGGGACAGGACACCACAACACAGAGACAUAAUAAAUAACAACGUAACCUUGAACCCUCACCAAGCAGGCAAUAUGAUGAUGGCGAUAUCAAGUCAUCCCCACCACCAAACAAACGGAAAUCUGGAGAUGACUGCAGCAUUUAGUGCAGCCUCCAAGCUAUUCGAUUCUGCCUGUGCUAUAUCCAGCUGUUAUUCAGAAUAUUAAAUGUUGAGGGUUUAUAGCGUUAAAUACCGUACUAUGAGGAAACUGUGUUUGGUAGCAGAAAUUACACACUCGAUAUUUCCCUGACUAAAGGUGUUAUCGCUUCUUGUAAAUAUCUUGAUCUCAAAUAGUCGCGAAGACUAAAGUUCCACUUUCCACUACUAUAUAUUUUUCUAAAAGAGUUUUUAUUACACAAAAAAGCAUGUUUUAAAGUUGUUGGAAUUAACUUUUUGAAUAAUUUUUAAUUCCUCAAAGAAUUGCUAUUACCAGGUCCUAAUCAAUAUAAAAAACGAGUUAAUUAGUGUUGAAAUGGACAUGUUUUCUUUAGGUUUCCUGUAACCAUGUCUUCAGUGCGGUAUAGGUCUGGGUCUUGGAGACAAACGAAACGGAAACCAAACAAGUGCAUAUGGUCCUUUAAAAAAUUCAAAACACAGUGCAUGAGUAGGUGAAAUUCUGAUGAUCGCCACCUACUAAUAGUUCGCCAAUAGUUCUUGAUUGAGCGGAUAGUUAAUUUCUUUCAAAAAUGCUUGUUCAUCUAGCCUGCCAGAUUCAAGCGGGUUCCACACGGUUCAUGUUUAGGACGUUAUUAUUUUUAGUGUACAUUAACGAACAAUUACAUUUUAUUUGAAGAUGAUGGGACAAUUCUCAAUAAAUACUCCACAACAUACUCGUUACUAGAUGUUACUAUUACGGCAUAAAAUUAAAUCAAAGACUAUGAAAUAACUGAUAGAAAAUGGUUUCUAUAGUUUUGAAGCGUGUAUUCUUCAGUGAUUUUAUAGUUCUUUCUUCAUAAUGAAUUUUACUUUAUUUAUUUGUGUUUUGGCUUUCUACAUUGACCGUUUUG
Messenger RNA from Acanthoscelides obtectus, 2067 nucleotides. The record is from the annotation of a GenBank genome assembly. Lineage: Eukaryota; Metazoa; Arthropoda; Insecta; Coleoptera; Chrysomelidae.